AUGCCGCUGCAGAGAUUGGCCAGAAAUGAUAUCACCAGUGCAAUAACAAAAUCCCCGUGGACGACAAACUUUCGCCACCUCCUUCCGGUCACCAAAAGGCUUAAACGUGCCUUGGAACGUCCGACUUGGAAAACUUUCAGCAAGAAGGUUGCUGAAACAAGAGAUCGUAUAAAAUAUUGGAACGUAGUGCCUGGAGACCAGAUACGACUGCUUCGUGAUACAAGGGGUACUCUUCAAGAAGUUUUGGCCAUUAACAAAUUCAGAAACCGAGUGUAUGUUCGCGGGCUUCAGUAUCAGCAAGAAGAGGCAGAUGAACAAGUACGACGUAAAAACAAAAACUACCACUAUUCCAGGUGCCAGCUUUACUUGGGGGAAUACGAGUUUCCGGCAAAAGAUGGAACAACCAAACCACAGACUCUUCCAGUUUUCGCAAAGCGUCUAGGAAGCUCUCCCCCUAAAUGGAAUUCGUUUUUACGCCGGUAUCAAUGGGAUAGAUAUGCAACUGCGACAACGCCAACUAUUCCUCAUCUCAAGGGCGAACGUAUCAACAUCCCUUGGCCGAAACCAGAGCCUCGUACGCACGCGGAACCAACCCGGUACGAUACCCCAAGAGGGGAAGUAGUAAAGGUUACUUAUCAACCCCCACCUUUCACCCCCACCCUCAAGGGUUUAAUACCGAGAACUCCGACUGAAAGAGAAUUCUUGAGUUCUCUCUAUAACUCACCCAAACAUACGCAUCAACAGCAGCAGGUUGAGCAGUUUUUGUUCAAAGAACUAUCCAACCCUCAUUCACGGGCGAAGAAGCUGAAGCGCUGGCAAUCCGCUCAAAUACAAAAGAAAGCCCUUCUCAAAAGUAUGAUUGACGAUGAAUUGAAGGACCUCAGUGGGCGAACCGUAGGAGAGGCCAGGGCGGAAGCUACUUUCAAAUGGCGUCAAAACCUGGAUCAGGAGAAGAAGGCACUCAGGAAAGCCAGAUGGCAGCGCCGUGGAGGAGAGGCCAAACUCGAGAGGAAGCAUGUAAGGAGGCUUAGAAAAGAGGAGAAGAAGAGGGAUAGGUUAACUGCGUUGACGUUGAAGGAGGAACCCAACCAAGUCGUACCGAUCGUGUAA
Molecule: messenger RNA, 1110 nt
Organism: Marasmius oreades (fairy-ring Marasmius)
Lineage: Eukaryota; Fungi; Basidiomycota; Agaricomycetes; Agaricales; Marasmiaceae
Exons: 4
Coding region: 1-1110 (369 amino acids)
Source: RefSeq, a predicted model, not a curated record